CGCCAUUGUGCGCAGGCGCAGUGAGGACGUUACGUCCUUGUCAACAGAUAGAAUUUUCGGGAAAUUUUGCCGAUUUUCGGCCCGGUUUUGUGCGCUUGUGGGACGUUCUAGCCCCGCCGUGAACCCGCCAUGUCGACCCCAGCACGCCGGAGACUCAUGAGGGACUUUAAGCGGCUGCAGGAGGACCCUCCCUGCGGGGUGAGCGCCGCGCCGACAGACAACAACAUCAUGCUGUGGAAUGCCGUCAUCUUCGGUCCCGAGGAUACACCAUUCGAAGACGGAACCUUCAAGCUCACCUUGGAGUUCACAGAAGAGUACCCCAACAAACCCCCGACCGUGCGCUUCGUCUCCAAAAUGUUCCACCCCAACAUCUACGCCGACGGCAAAAUAUGUCUCGACAUCUUGCAGAAUCGCUGGUCGCCGACUUACGACGUUUCCGCCAUUCUAACCUCCAUCCAGUCUCUGCUGGACGAACCCAACCCCAACUCGCCGGCCAACUCCGUGGCGGCGCAACUUUAUCAAGAGAACAAGCGCGAAUACGAGAAAAAGGUCCAGGCCAUCGUAGAACAGAGCUGGGCAGAAGUGCCAGAAGAGGACCACGUGCUUUGACGACAGUGAUCGUAGACUGUCGUGCUUUUCAGUCUGUUAUCUUUAACAAAAAAAUUAUGUGUGUUUAACUACACUAUAGGGGAAGAAAGAAAACUCUGGCGUGUCUCUAAACUAUGCUAUACAGGAUAUACAUGACGUAACAUCUCACAGGAAGCAGGGGAAGGUAGAGGAAAGUUUGUGGACUAAUUUUAUUUCGAGUGGAGGGCGUCCGUGGGAACUGUACAACUUCAUGCGGUUGAAGAAACGAAGAAAAAACUGAUUUGCUCCAGAAAUAUACACCUAGAACUACAGCCAUCUCUUUAAGGGGACUUGACUUCAUAUUCAUGAUAAUUCAUCUUAAAUGUUAUGACAGUGUUUCUAUGUUCUCUUUUACAUUAACAUUGUGUGAAUCACAUGCGAAAUUAUGGAUGUAUAAGGUACUCCGAAUCACUUAAACUACUACUGUAUUAUAUAGUGUAUACAUCAUGUUCCUGAUUAUGUAAUCAUUUAUUCCCUAUAUAUGUGACAUUUAUGGAAAAAAACAUUCAAAUUAUUCACUUGGUAAUCAAAAUGUUCAUUUUACCCAAGCUCAUAAUUUGCUGUAGCCGAAAGUGAAAGUACAUGUUGUUGUUGCCCCCCUCCCCCUUUUCAGUAUCAUAUGGCGUUGCAACUUAAAAUGUCUGAGUGGUGAUGUCAUUGCAAGAGGCAGUGUUUCCCAUACAAGGGAACAAGUGGACUCUUGAGAGUUACUUGUGCUAAUAUUGGAAGUUGGGGAGGCUUGUUGUACACAAAGAUGUGAUGCCAACCAUUUGUUGUUAGAUUCUUUCUUCAGUCCCAAACCGUGUCUAACUCCAAGCAUGUGGCAUGGAUUUUCAAUGUUGUCAACAAUCUUACGGAUUAUGAACGAUGCUUUCCGCUUGACUUCACCUGUAUUUAAUUUGCAUGUAUCGUAGAUGUACAGAAAAAAAUAUAUACAUGUGUAUAUGCUUUCCUCAAGCUGUUGACAACAUUAGAAAUGGUCCACAUAUGCAGAUGGUCUUGAUAUACAGUAUUGGCCAGUUGGAGAACUACAGGAGAAGCAAUGUAUCCAUAUGUACCACCCUACCAACCAUUUCCCCAUUUUGAUAGACACACAAGAGUCACUGUUUCUGAGUAUGAAGGAAAAUGUAUUCUGUACAUGUAUCUCAUGUGGGACAGUUAAAAUGUGUAGAUUGGCAUUUAAAGGAAAAUUGUCUGCUGUGCAAGACAAGAGAAACGACACCAGAUACAGCACAACUCUCAUAGUACAGUAUUGCUAUUACAUACAUUUACAGUGUUCUGAUAAACGUACAUAGAUACUUAGUUUGUAGCACUUGGACACUCGAGAAGGGUCAUAUUUUAAGUUGUCAGAUCUUACACUAGGAAUUACUUGGAAGCAGUACAAAAGGCUAUAUUAUAUUAUGUGAAGCUUGUAUCAAGCCCAAUGGAAAUCUUCAUAUCUUUAUAAGUUUUUUGGGGUAGAUCAGGAUAUACUAGUACAUUGAAAAAAUUUACGAUAGACUCACAAAAAGGAACACCACUAUUGUAAUGCGUUGCAGUUAAGAAAGGCAUAACAUUGUAUAUCACGGAAGGGCUGUGUAGGCAGCAUGAAAUAUCAUUUAUGGUUUAUACUAUCCUAAGCUAUCACUAUGUGCUAUCAUGUUGAAAUGUAGCUUUAGGAGAAUGGAUACAAUACAGCAGGGGGGUUGUAUCAUACCCAUUUAUGAGAUGGUGAUUCAUGUCCUAUGAAAAGAUGUGAUAUCCAUCGCAACAAACAUUAGAUCUACAUUUAACCUCAUUUGUAUGGACGUAGUGAUGUGUAGUGUACUGCCUCGGGGGAUGCAGCAGUGUGUAUUGCAAAAAUUGUUUACAAAGAAAUCACUGAAAGGUGAUGAUGACAUUUGAAUGUGUUAAUCAAGCAUGAGCGAAGUUGGUCUUUGUUAGGAAUGGUGUGCUAAUACACACCUAUGCUGUGGCAUUUUGACAUAGCCAUUUCGUUUACAAUCCUUGCAAAACAAUAUGUAUGUUCUGAUAUUCUGCGUUAGCGAUUCCUUUGUUAUGUUUACUGUUAUUUGUUGAUUUUUGUCAAGUCAUCAUGAACAGUAAGCACACCUUCUCACAUGAUGAUGUUUAGUGGCUUGAGGAAGAUCUCUCUAAAUCUUAAACAAGUGUAUCUAUGAAGACAUGAUUGUUAUAUGAAUGUAGUUAGGGUUUCGGCACUUUAUCUUGCAACCAGAGAACUGUAAUUAUGG
Messenger RNA from Branchiostoma belcheri (Belcher's lancelet), 2858 nucleotides. Its product is annotated as ubiquitin-conjugating enzyme E2 A. The record is from RefSeq and is a predicted model, not a curated record. The transcript has a single exon. Gene Ontology annotation, biological process: DNA repair; proteasome-mediated ubiquitin-dependent protein catabolic process; protein polyubiquitination. Lineage: Eukaryota; Metazoa; Chordata; Leptocardii; Amphioxiformes; Branchiostomatidae. Gene Ontology annotation, cellular component: HULC complex. Bases 130 to 609 code for a protein of 159 amino acids. Gene Ontology annotation, molecular function: ubiquitin conjugating enzyme activity.